This is a messenger RNA of Zophobas morio, 1134 nucleotides long. RefSeq lists its product as uncharacterized. The record is from RefSeq and is a predicted model, not a curated record. NCBI's taxonomy places the organism in Eukaryota, Metazoa, Arthropoda, Insecta, Coleoptera, Tenebrionidae. The coding region runs from base 1 to 1134 and encodes 377 amino acids. The transcript has 5 exons.
AUGCACCCCUUGAGCUACUGCGCCAUCGUUUGCUUUGUUUCUUUAGCGACGACGAGUACCACCUUAAACAAUCGAACAGCGAAAUGGUUCCUUGGAUGGGGCGUGGGCGUGGUACGCUUCCAAAACUCGGUCUGUAGCGGCGCCGAUGGUUUCGAUGGUACUUGCUACACGCGACGACAGUGUAACGAAAUCGGAGGGGUGGCAACUGGAUCGUGUGCUAGCCACAUAGGAGUGUGUUGUAUCGUGCAAAUUACUUGUGGUGGUUCCUCGUCGUACAACAACACGUACUUUACGAGUCCCAACUACCCUACUACUUUUAAUGGGGGGUCAACUUGUAGUGUUACCAUAAAGCGGUGUAACCCUGACAUCUGCCAAAUCCGUAUCGACUUUCUUACUUUUAAGCUAGCCCAGCCCGAUGAUAGUGGCAAUUGCGUUAAUGACGCCUUCUACGUCAUCGGGGGAGCCUCCAACGUACCAGUACUUUGUGGAGAAAACACAGGUCAACACAUUUACGUGGACUUUAACGGUGAUACCGAUAUUCAACUAAUAAUAAACACGAACGCCGCCAUAACCGCCUCUAGAGCUUGGAAUUUCAAGAUAUCUCAAAUCGGGUGUGACUGUCCUACUAAAGCUCCCACGGGAUGUCUUCAGUACUACACGGCGCUAAGUGGAGUUGUGAUGAGCUUCAAUUACGGUACUACUGGUCGUCAGAAUGGUACCCGGCAACUCGCCAACGAGAAUUAUGGGGUUUGCGUGGAGAUGCAGCCAGGGUACUGCUCCAUAACGUGGAGUGCUGCUACGGGAGAUAUGUAUGGGUUCACAGUAACGGGUGAUACCAACAUGGCGGUGGGUAACGGUACUGUAGGAACACCGGCUGCCGCGUUGAACGAUGGUAACUGUACCACGGACUUCGUGGUCAUUCCAAACCCCAUGUAUGUCGAUACGACUUUGAUGGGACCUAACACGGAUCGGUUUUGUGGGAACGGGUUCAAUCCAGUGACAACAUCAUCCAAACCCUUCGUCCUAACGGUGGUUACAGAUGGUUCCGACGUACCUCCCACUGACGUAGCAAACCGAGGAUUCUCAUUAAUGUACACCCAAAAUCAAUGUUCUGGGGCUUUAUUAGGAAAAUAA